Bactrocera neohumeralis is the source of this 664-nucleotide messenger RNA. RefSeq names its product general odorant-binding protein 19a-like. The coding region runs from base 59 to 502 and encodes 147 amino acids. The transcript is spliced from 4 exons. Gene Ontology annotation, molecular function: dibutyl phthalate binding; odorant binding. The record is from RefSeq and is a predicted model, not a curated record. Gene Ontology annotation, biological process: sensory perception of smell; olfactory behavior. Lineage: Eukaryota; Metazoa; Arthropoda; Insecta; Diptera; Tephritidae. Gene Ontology annotation, cellular component: extracellular region.
UUGGUGUAUUGUGUUGCAGUAUAAACAAAAAACAGUUUUCUAAAUUGACUCUUUAAUAAUGUAUUAUUGCAAAGCUAUCUUCACUACUUCACUUUUGGCGUUUUUAUUCGCUACUCCGAUAUCUGCAGGUAUCACUGAGGAGCAGAUGUGGGCCACUGCCAAGUUAAUGCGAGAUGUGUGCUUACCAAGAUUUCCGAAAAUUAACAUCGAACUCGCAAAUCAAUUGCGCGACGGCAACAUACCAGACAACAAUAAAGAUGUUAAAUGCUAUAUUAAUUGUGUUUUAGAAAUGAUGCAAACGAUGAAAAAGGGUAAGUUCCUGUACGAAGCGUCGUUGAAGCAAGUUGAUUUAGUUUUACCCGACUCUUACAAAGACGAUUACCGCGCGGGUCUACUGAAAUGCAAGGACGCAAGUGCUGGCAUAAAGAAAGACAACUGUGAAGCGGCAUACACAAUACUGAAGUGUUUGCGUGGUGAAAUUAAACAAUUUAUAUUCCCUUAAAAAGUGUCGAAUUGCGUGCCUUAUUUAUUAUAUAUCUCUAAUAAGUGCUAAAUAUGACUUUUGCUAUAUAUUACAAUAAAAACUGUCGCAUAAUUAAUUUUUUUAUUUGCCUCUAUUCAUACACAUACCCCGUAUGAAAAAAAUCAAAUGCAAGUUUGACAC